AAGUUUGAAAAUAAACGUGAAACUUUUUUUUGUCCCCUUCUUCAAACGUUUCAUUUCAGCGGCGUUUUAUUGACUACUUCCCAGCAAGUCUGGGCUAAUAUCAACAAAGGACGACUUGAAGUGAACAACAUAGAGCGGAGGACGUAUCUUUGGCUGAAAUUGCUGGCUGACAUGACUCCGCGUCGAAUCACACGUUCACAACAUCUGGCAGCGAUGUCUUCCCAAGGCGAAGAGUCGUCGCUCAAUGUCGAAGCUGCCCUGACGUCUGCCUUUUCAGCGGCUGUUUCAGCUGCCAUGGGAAUCGCCAUGGCUACGGACGCGAAGGGGCAACUCUCCACGCUGCUGGAUGAGUGGGAAGAAGUGCAGCAGGGCACCACAGAGCAGCUGGUGUCCGUUCUGACCAAAAUAUCAGAACUGAUAGAACAGGAAACAGCAGAGUACCACAAAGCAGACCCAGAUCCGUUUGAUGAUCGUCAUCCAGGACGGGCUGACCCAGACUGCAUGCUGGGACAGCUGCUGAAGAUGAUUUUUAUGAAUGAUGACUUCACAAAUGCGCUUUUGGACACGUAUAUAAUGGCCAGUCAAGAGGUCAGCCUCAACACAGCCGCCUGUCGCCUCCUUCAAAACAUCAUGCCAGGUCUGGACAGUGCUGUUGUCUUUGAAGAAAAGGAAGGCUUGGUGGAAAAAUUGUUCAGCUGGGCCCGUGAAGCUGAGCGGCCGCUGUCCGUCUACGCCACAGGCCUUCUGGCCAGAGCCAUGAGCAACCAGGAAGUGGCGGCCAACUACAUAGAAGAGAAUUCUUGGCUGGUACCAAUCAUGAUUCAGCGUCUGCGUGACCUGCAAACCACAGAGGCGACAAGUCCGAGUCCCACCCAGACCCACCAGAAUCUACCUCAAGACUCUCAGGAUGAAGCCGCCCAAACCUCAAGCGUUGUAGCCAACCAGCAAAGCAAGACCGAUACGGAGAUGAAAGAACGAGACGGGGAGAGCACCAGGUCUGCAUCAAAGACCAAGCCUCCGUCCCUGCUUUGUCCAGACAACGAAAACGGCGGCUGUAGCAGCAGCUCCACACAACCGCAUCCAGACCCUGCCUCCGAGGAAAAAGAGGACACUCGGGGAGAAGUGGGGGGGAAGAGACCGGCCAUAACAGAGAACGGGAGGAAGGCCAAGCAGAAGCUCAACUUUACCAGCUCCGCCUUCAGGACGGAGGACGGAGCGGAAAGGGCCGCUCCCAGCGACGAGCCGGUCAACAGCUCAUCGUGGUCCGAAGUGAGCUCGAUGGUGAUCGGCUCUGAUUAUUGUCUGUCGCCGCUGAGCACGGCGAUGGAGCAGAGGCUCAUUCUGCAGUAUCUGACGCCUCUCGGAGAUUACCAGGAGCUUCUUGCUGUCUUCAUGAAACACGACACCCGCUCGUUGCUGAUGAACUACAUAGAUUUCCGACAGACCAAGAAUGUCCAGCUCACCUACGACGCCCUCCUGUAUCUGGCUUCACUGCUCCUUCAUAAGAAAUUUGCUGCCGACUUCAUUGCUCACGGAGGAGUGCAGAAGCUCCUGGAGAUACCGAGGCCUUCCAUGGCGGCGACGGGAGUUUCUCUCUGUCUGUACUACCUGGCCUACAACCAAGACGCUAUGGAGAGGGUGUGCAUGCUGCCAAACGGCGUGCUCUCAGACAUGGUGUCCUACGCCCUGUGGCUGUUGGAGUCGUCCCACGCUUCAGGCGUCUGCCACGCCACCAUGUUUUUUUCCAUCUCGUUUUCAUUUCGGGCCGUUUUGCAGCUGUUCGACCACCAGGACGGCCUGCGGAGGCUCGUCAAUCUGAUCAGUACUUUGGAGAUCCUCAACGUGGAGAACGAGGUGUCCCUAAUGAGCGACGACCAGGUCUUCUCCAGUCGGCAGACUGCCAAACACACCUGCAUGGCCCUGCGCAGGUACUUCGAGGCUCACCUCGCAGUGAAGACUGAACAGGUCAAACAGUCCCUGCAUUCAUCGGACAGCGGCACCGUCGUCCCUCAGCAGACUUUCUGCAAGGCCUACACGUACACCAGAGAGCAGAUAAUCGAGAUGAUGGAGUUCCUCAUCGAGUGCGGACCUCCGAAGUUCCACUGGGAACCAGUGGAAGUCUUCUACAAGCUGUCGUGUGUCCCUUUAAUGCUGCAGCUCAUAUCUUCUGCGUGUGACUGGAGAACCUACUACGGAAGGAGCGACACAGUGCGUUAUGUUUUGGACCUCCUGGCCAUCCUGACGGUGGUUCCCAAAGUCCAGUUGGUGCUGGCGGACACGAUUGAAGUUUUGGAUGAAAACAGGUCACCCGUCUCCACAGUGGGUAUGAGCAUCAUUUUGGGCGUCUCGGAGGGCGAGGUGUUUCCAAACGACGCUGAGAUCCAGAAGUCGGCACUGCAAGUGAUAACAAACUGUGUGUGCGCUCCAGAGCAGAGCCUGAACACUGUGGGGGCGUUUGCUGUUGCCCCCCUCAGGCCCCCCAUCCACCCCCAACAGCCGCCCAUCACCCACAACAGGGUGCUGGCUCACAUGUGGCAACUUGUGCAGAACAACAAUGGCAUUAAGGUGCUUCUGUCGCUGCUGUCGGUGAAGAUGCCCAUCACGGAUGCAGACCUGAUCCGGGCUCUGGCCUGCAAGGCUCUGGUGGGACUGUCCCGCAGCGCCGCAAUCAGACAGAUCAUUAGCAAGCUGCCGCUCUUCGCCAGCAGCCACAUCCAGCAGCUGAUGAAGGAGCCGGUGCUCCAGGACAAACGGAGCGAACACGUCCGUUUCUGCCGCUACGCGGCCGACCUGACGGAGCGAGUGUCCGGCAAGCCUUUCCUCAUGGGCACCGACGUCUCGCUGGCCCGUCUGCAGAAAGCCAACGUGGUCGCCCAGUCGCGCAUCACGUUUUCAGAGCGGGAACUCCUCAUGCUCAUCAGGAACCACCUGGUGGCCAAAGGCCUCCAGGACACGGCCAACACGCUGAUUAGGGAGGCCAAUCUGCCCGCCGUGCCCCUCUGUCCAAACUCUUCCUGUGCCACCCCUCCCCCUUUGGCGUCAGGAACUCCCAGGACUUGUCGGUUAGCCGGGGGGGUCGCUGCUCGCAUUGCCGGUCACGUCGGAACAUCUCUCGUCCCCUCGGUUGCCGCAGCUUCUGUGACUCCCUCCUCCUCUCGAUCGCCUGCCAUCGCCCAUCCAUCAUGCUCUUCUGCAUCUACCUCUGCCCUGCUGACCCCACCUCAUCCUCACCCUGCCCCUCAUGGCCAGGGUUCACAUCCCGUUGGCCGGAUUCUGUUCACAAGGGAGCGCCCAGCGGUCAACUGGAGCUCAGGGAAGAAACCUCGCACGCUCAGGCAGAAGUCUGACCACGGGGCUUUCAUACAGACUCCAGCCAUAAAGAAGCAGCUGGAGCGGCACCUUCCGCCCCCUCCGACCCUGGACAGCAUCAUCACCGAGUACCUGAGGGAGCAGCACGCCCGCUGCCGCAAUCCUGUCACCACCUGCCCCCCGUUCUCCCUCUUCACCCCCCACCGCUGCCCCGAGCCCAAGCAGAGGCGGCAGGCGUCGCCCAAUUUCACUGCCCGCUUCGGGAGCAGGAUGUUGAACCCCAAGUACGGAGGCGUGGACCGAGGAUGCCUCGAUAGACAUCUGAUAUUCAGCCGGUUUCGCCCGAUGUCGGUCUUCCACGAGGGCGACGGAGACGAGAGCGGGUUCACUUGUUGUGCCUUCUCCGCCCGCGAGCGUUUCCUGAUGCUCGGGACCUGCUCCGGUCACCUCAAACUCUACAACGUCUUUUCUGGAGAGGAGGAGGCUAACUACACCUGUCACACGUCAGCCAUCACACACCUGGAGCCCUCCAGGGACGGGAAGCUGCUGCUCACCUCGGCUUCGUGGAGCGUCCCGCUGUCGGCUCUCUGGAGUGUGGAUUCCGUCUUUAGCAUGAAGAACUCCUUCUCUGAUGAUCACUACGUCGAGUUCAGUAAACUCUGUCAGGACAGAGUCAUCGGCACCAAAGACCAAGUCGCACAUAUAUACGACGUCCACACGGGUCAGAAGAUCCUGACCCUGAAUGACCCCGCCUUGGCCAACGACUACAGGAAGAACUGCGCCACCUUCAACCCCACCGACGACCUGGUGCUGAACGACGGGGUGCUGUGGGACGUGCGGGCGUCCCGGGCCAUCCACAAGUUCGACAAGUUCAACAUGAACAUCAGCGGCGUCUUCCAUCCCAACAGCCUGGAGGUUAUCGUCAAUACGGAGAUCUGGGACCUGAGGACCUUCCACCUCCUGCACACCGUCCCUGCUCUGGACCAGUGCAGGGUGGUUUUCAACAGCAACGGCACCAUCAUGUAUGGAGCGAUACUGCAACCUGACGAUGAGGAUGACGCCAUGGACCAGCAGAUGAAGAGUCCCUUUGGUUCGUCCUUCAGAACCUUUGAUGCCACAAACUACAAGCCCAUUGCCACAGUGGAUGUAAAGAGGAACAUCUUUGAUCUGUGUACGGACUCUAGGGAUUGCUACCUAGCUGUUAUAGAGAACCAGGAUGCGUUGAGCUUGGACACGGUGUGUCGGCUGUACGAGGCCGGACGACAGAAACUGCCAGAAGAAGGAGAUGACGACGAUCAGGACGAAGAAGAUCAGGACGAUGAAGAUUCGUCAGACUCGGACGACGAUGACGAUGACGACGAUGACGAUGACGAUGAAGACAACGACGACAUCGAUGACAUUGAUGACAUGGACACAGACCCGCUCCUGGAGGAGUUGGUCAGUGACGAACCACACAUCCAAGACCGAGCCACCUCCCCCAGAGAGAUUUCAAGUCUUCUUGGCAGCGAUGACGAAGGCAGUGAUGAUGGCAAUGACUCAGACGAGUUUAAUCAGUCAUACGGCGAAGGAUCGGACGACUUAAACGCCGUUAGCUUGUUAUUCUCCAGAGAAGAAUCUGACGAUGAUGACUGAGGUUGUCUGGUCCAAUUGCAGAAGAGGAUUCUUCUGAGCUGGCGACCGUGCUCCCCUUUGAGAAGAUUUUCCUUUUUUCUUUUCAAUACUUUUUGUUCCUACUUGUACCAACAUCUCCCGUUUAAGCGUUGGAGUUGACUGCGAGUCUCCAGCGUUCACAGCAACAGCAAGGAGGGUAACGGAAGUCAGCGUUAUUCUUCUUCUCUGAACAUAUCGCAGGUCUCAGAUAAAGAAGGAAGCUUUUUCUGCUUCCUUUUCUUAAUAAAGGGUAUUUAUAAAACUUGUAAAGUAAGUAUGAGGCCUUACACGGCUUUUAUUGUAGUAAUGAGGCUCUGUUCAGACGAUAUCUGUUUCAGUUUUUGUAAUUGUUAUUGUUUUCAUACUAGCAACAAAAUCACUUUUUGGUGUCGACGUAUAAGAACACACGAGAACUUCUGACUCAGUGGUAUACACCAUCUUUUUUUGUUAAGGAAUGAAUUAUUUCCAAAGUGAAGCAGCUUACAGUCUUCCUUAAAUUCAUGUUUAGUCUCUUCAAACCUUUGACUGUAGCUCAAAGCCAAAUAUUGUUUUGACAGAAGUAAUGAAUAGGGAUGCACAAAAGGAAAUGAACCAAUUGUUCUGAAAAUAAAAUCUCAGUGGUCCUCAGAUACAGAAAACCUAAAUUUGUAAGAUUCUGGAGCAUAUUUAAUGCUCAUAUUAACUCAGAAUUGCAUUUUACUUAUAUUUCUAUUAAGAUUUGUAUCUAAAACAAUUUCUUUAUAGAGGGGAAAUUAUUGAAAUGAUUGUUCAGAAGGAUGCAUUACGUACAACGCUGUCAGUGUUUUUGCAUCCAACAAAGUCAUGAUUUUGUUGACUCCACGCGCGUCUUCAAAUGACCCAGCAGAAGUCUAGCAUUCAGAUAGUUCUUUCCUCUUUUACUUUCAAAAAUUUGAAUUACCUCGUUUUCCAGGCUUGUUUAAAAAAAGAAAAAGGGUGUUUUGUUUUUUUUUUGCUGUGAAAACAAAAAAAAGGAUCCAUAAAAAUCCUAACCCACCUCUCUGUGUUGUCUUUACAUUUUGAAUACAUCAAAUUUAUAAUGAUCCAGUAGCACUAAGGAAGAAUUAUCUCUGUAGAUAUAUUGUCCUUUCCGUGAAAUCAAUUAAAAACCAGAAUGGUGUUUUUCUUGCCUUAGAACAAGAGCCUGUACCGCCAUGUUCUUGCAGUAGCCCCAAGCUGACAUGAAACAUCUGACUCUUGAGAAGCUCAUUUGCAUUUUUUUGUGUGGCUGCUGCCGUUUCCCUGCCGGGUAUGAAUGGGUUGCAGAUUGUAACUACUCCAGCAGAUGUCACUAUAUAUUUCAGACUUUUGAAGCCAGCUGUUUUUUUUUUUUUUUUUUUUAAUUUUAAUUUUAAUUUUAUUUUGUUGUUUUCUUCCUGCUUCUGCAGACAGACUGUGAACUUUUGCACUGGCAUAUGUUCAUCAACUUCACUGUACAGAGAGAAGCAUCGGAGAUAUCACGGUUACAUGUGUGUGAUAUUUAAUUUUGAUCCAAGAAAUCCAUCUAUUUUUGCGUAGGUGCUUUAAUUUAUUUAACUAUCUUUUUGGUGGUUGUGUAUAGCUUUUUUUUUAAUGUAUACAUGUGCAGAGAAAUGUGAUAUUCUUUUUUUUUUUUUAAUUGAUGCUUUUAGCUCCUGUAUCUUUAAGAUAGGGAUGUUAAACUGGAAGAAACAAGGCGGCGGAGGUCGAGAAUCUGUUUAACUGUUCAUUUUAAAUUAAACAUUUAAAAAUAUGUGGAGCCAUCAGAAAAGUUACUUUGAGGUCAGUUUUGUAACUUAGUGUUAAAGACAGAGAGUGUAGGGGAACAAAAACGGUUUGCGGUUAUAUAAUAAUAUUAAUAACAAAGUUUCUAUAGCACUGAAAAUAUGAGCCACAAAUUAUCUGUAGAGAUUUGUAGCAGCUGAUGAUAUUCGAUAACAAAAUAUGUGAAUUUCAUUUAAAAAAAAAUACAAUUUGAUAAAAUGAAAAUAUCUUAAAUUUGUAGCAAACGCUAUGGUUGUAAAUGUGAAAACUUUUUUUUUUUUUUAAGUCAUUUGAUUCAGACACUCAAUACACACCAGUUAUGUUUUUUUUUUUUUUUUUUUUUUUUUCAAUAAUCAAUAAUUUUCAAUAACCAUCUGCUGCAAAGAUUUAGUAGACUCCAGGUCCAGUAGUUUUCCCACUUUUGUGUUGGUGCAGAUUUAUUCUUAAUACAUUUACCUCAUCAUUUGAAUUAUGUUUUAUGUUUCAGGUGCUCACUCAGGCAAAGAAAACAGUCAAAGUCGUCCUUACGGGUCAACAGCGAAGCCAGGAGUUAUUAGCAAGUAUAAACAUCUGAGCCAGUAAAGUCACAUUAAAGUUAUAAAUUAAGCAACACGCGGGACCAAAUUUCCGCCCCUAAUUAUUAUAAAGCUGCGUCAAACAAUCAGCGACACAAACACAGACGGCUGCAUUUGUUUGAGUUAUUUCUUUAUUUUUAUUUAGGUUUUUUUUUCAGAUGGAGUCAAAUCGUAGAGUCACAUCCGCUAAAGGGAGAUCUCAUUUUUCUAUACAGAUUACAAAUACUGGUUUCUGAAUAAAUGCAUCCUAUUGGCUGGAAGACAGUUUGUACACCAUGUUGGUGCUAACCAGUUACAACUUGAAUUAAUGUCUGAUCAAAGUGUGAGGGGGGGGAAUGGGUGUUUGAUUGCCAAUAAAUCUUUCAGUUUUACAACAGAUUGUGUGUCUGUAAAUAUGUUUGGACUGUUUUGAAAUGUUUACUGAGACUGUCAUGCUAUUAUGCAGUUGUGCUCCUCUAAAAUAUUAUUAAUAAAAUCUCUUCC
Cololabis saira (Pacific saury) is the source of this 7778-nucleotide messenger RNA. Its product is annotated as DDB1- and CUL4-associated factor 1-like. The coding region runs from base 172 to 4941 and encodes 1589 amino acids. Gene Ontology annotation, molecular function: histone H2AT120 kinase activity; nuclear estrogen receptor binding. NCBI's taxonomy places the organism in Eukaryota, Metazoa, Chordata, Actinopteri, Beloniformes, Belonidae. The transcript is spliced from 31 exons. The record is from RefSeq and is a predicted model, not a curated record. Gene Ontology annotation, cellular component: Cul4-RING E3 ubiquitin ligase complex; nucleus. Gene Ontology annotation, biological process: protein ubiquitination.